Cottoperca gobio is the source of this 3264-nucleotide messenger RNA. RefSeq names its product NCK adaptor protein 2a (gene nck2a). The transcript is spliced from 4 exons. NCBI's taxonomy places the organism in Eukaryota, Metazoa, Chordata, Actinopteri, Perciformes, Bovichtidae. Gene Ontology annotation, molecular function: signaling adaptor activity; receptor tyrosine kinase binding. The record is from RefSeq and is a predicted model, not a curated record. The coding region runs from base 267 to 1457 and encodes 396 amino acids. Gene Ontology annotation, cellular component: cytoplasm. Gene Ontology annotation, biological process: ephrin receptor signaling pathway; cell migration.
AGCUUGCUACGAGUGAUUGAGGUGGAGGCACCGAGGCAGUCAGCCUGCGACAGAAAAACAAACGAGCAUAGGUCGAGCAGUUACACAGUCAGUCCAUGUUUUAAAAUAAAAAUAAAUAGUAAAAACCAAAGGAUAUGUGGAUUUAAACGGUAUUUUUUGUCGUUUUAACGCGGGCUCAGCUAGUUAUUGUUUGGUUUUCAUUUCGGCGGAGAGUCACCGUUUGCCCAUUCUCUCCGGAGUGAGCACUAAGGAGGACUCCAUGAAAGAUGACAGAGGAGGUGAUUGUUGUAGCCAAGUGGGACUACACGGCCCAGCAGGACCAGGAACUUGACAUCCGUAAAAACGAGCGUCUCUUCCUCCUGGACGACUCAAAGACCUGGUGGCGCGUCCGCAACGCCGGCAACCAAACUGGCUACGUGCCGUCGAACUACGUCGAGCGCAAGAACAGCCUUAAGAAGGGAUCCCUGGUGAAGAACAUCAAAGACACACUGGGUUUGGGAAAAACGAAACGAAAGACAAGCGCCCGUGAUGCUUCCCCGACGCCAAGCUCAGACACAGAGUACCCCUCUAAUGGCAGCGGGGGCGGAGGAGGAGGAGCUGCUGAAAGGAUUUACGACCUCAACAUCCCCGCCGUGGCCAAGUUUGCCUACACAGCAGAGAGAGAGGACGAGCUGACCCUGGUCAAGGGCUCCCAGGUCAUCGUGAUGGAGAAGUGUAGUGACGGAUGGUGGCGGGGCAGUCAGGCGGGCCGCGUGGGCUGGUUUCCCUCCAAUUACGUCCUGGAGGAGCUCGGUGGGGCUGAUGACCGAGAGGAAGGAGAUUCCUCACAGGGCUACCAGGGAGGCUCUCAAGGGACUUUGUUGGCCAACGGCCGUGCAGGCGGCUGCGGUCCAGUGCUCCACUUGGUUCAAACACUCUACCCCUUCAGCUCUGUGACGGAGGAGGAGCUGAACUUUGACAAGGCAGAGGUCAUGGAGGUGGUGGAGAAGCCUGAGAACGACCCGGAGUGGUGGAGGUGUAAGAACUCGCGUGGCAUGGUGGGCCUGGUGCCUAAGAACUAUGUAGUUGUGCUGGACGAGCGGCCUGGCCUGCCCUCCUCUACGUCGAGCUCCCCGCAGAAUCGCUCUGUGACACCGGCCCGCUCAGGGAAGUUCGCUGGGAGGGACUGGUACUACGGCAACAUCACCAGACACCAGGCCGAGGCUAUACUCAACGAGAGAGCAGAGGAGGGCGACUUCCUCGUACGAGACAGCGAGUCAUCGCCCAAUGAUUUCUCUGUGUCGCUGAAGGCGGCCGGUAAGAAUAAGCACUUUAAAGUGCAGCAGUCCGAGGGGGUGUUCUGUAUCGGCCAGCGCAAGUUCGGCUCCAUCGAUGAACUAGUGGAGCACUACAAGAAAGCCCCCAUCUUCACCAGCGAGCAUGGAGACAAGCUGUACCUGGUCAAAGCGCUGCAGUGAUUCACACAUCCUCACACCUACACUGGAUCUCUCUCUCUCGCACACACUCUCUUCAUGCACACAUAAUACUAAUGCCACCCCCUAACUGUCUUAACUCAAGCCUUAGCUCUGGACCCUCUCGCUGUGGCGUCUGUACCUCAUCCAGUUUCACCUGUCGCCCUCCGGUGGUGAUCAGGUGAACUUUCUAGCUCUACGAACGAGCAGCUUAACCCCAAAUCGGCGAGCACCGUGUCAGCAAAUACCCAGCUACAUCCUUCAUGUGCGGCACAGUGCUCUGUGUCUCGGAUGUGAGCGUGUGCAGUGACCACACCUGCUGCUGACAGAACGCCUGAGGCCUUGUUAGGGGUUGAGCUCUCCUUCUGAUGUCAUACAUCAUGUCCAUUUACUACCACGCACAUUGUAGAUUACACCAUUGCUCUUAAUCCACACAGGACUCCAUCCUCUGAGGGACCUUACCCGUCAAAUUGCCGGCCAUUGUUUUAUUGUGUUCCUUUAUUGUAAAAAGAAAUGCUUGUUCCUGAGUUAACUUCUUUUUCUUUUUUUAAGAUAAUUUAAAUCCCUCUGUGGAGGUUUGAAUCGUUGCUCUUUCAUGCAAUGACUUCACAAAGUGACCAGAAUCACUCUCUUGCCUUUUUCUCCUCAUGUUCAUCAUUCCUCGACAUGAUUUCUCUCCCCAUUUGAACUACUGUCUCCACAGUCAUUAGUAGUGAUGUUAUUGAAUAUACAUGAUACAAUACUUCCUGUAAUAUUUCUAAAAGGCAGCGGUGGGGGGGGGGAGCAUUAAUGCAAUAGGGGAGACUUCUGAUUUCCUGUAGAGUUUGAAUGUUUAUCAAUGUAACCAAAUGUGCCACCCUGUACCCAUAGAAGUGGCUCCAGGUCUGCACUGCACUCACCAUUCAUUCAUAGAUCUGUGCUCAUGCUUUAUAUUGUGUCACAUUGUUCUCCAGCACGUGUCUGUAGAUCCAGUAGGACACUGACUGAAGAAUAAGAAGCUUUUUGGUCACUACACUUGAUCUGCUCCAGCGAACAGUUAUAAAAGAGUAUCUCUUCUGGUGUCAAAGUACAUCUUUGUGAAUCUUGCCAUUUGCAAAGAAUUGUGAGAAAAGUGUCAUUUUACAAACAAAGACACACAAAUGAGUGAAAUAAUGAGCAAACUAAGAAGGGAUUGCCCUGACCGCUACACCACAGGUCAACAAGUCAUUUGGAAAUACUUACUCAUUCAUGAAACUAGUCCAACAACAAACCUGAAAGGCAGAGCGAAUGACAGUUUGCAAAACCCCGCCUCUGAACAGCGAUGGUCCAAUCAUAGCUUAGCAACCGUAACUAGGCACAGCAGGUCUGUCAACAGGAGAGAAAGAGUUCAUGCAAGAUCUAACGUUUGUGCUUUUAUUUGCCUCUGGCUGAAGUCAAGGACGCACUCAAGGACAGAACAGGCGGCAAGACGGGAACUAAGGGGGCGUGGCUUAACAAUAAUAAGUCAUCUUUACUGUAACCAAAUAUACUGUCAUCUGGCUGAUCAUGAAACAAUAUUCUAGUCCUACCAAACAUUUUCCUCGUCUGUUUUCUUUCUCUUUGUGCAUUUGUUUACCGAUGGAAGUGUUGUUGAUCACGGGGUCCUCAGCUUUUAUAUGAUAUAUCUGAAUGUUAUUGAGCAUUGUUAUUUAAUUCUUGUCUCCACUGUAUGUAUAUAUUCAAAAAUAAGAUGAGGUGCAUAUAUGAAUCGCUAAGAUCAACCCAUGGUACUGUAUCACCGACGACGUGAUGAGAAUUUAAAUACUUUUGUUCAAUAAAUUUUUGAAGAAUACUA